AUGCCCCGCCCCACCGCCACAAAUUGCACCCGGUGCAAAAGAGCCUUCGGCAAGGUGCCCAAUCCAACGGUAGCCUCUCCUCAAGAAGGGGAUAUGUUGCAGCGACGGGGUACAACUGCAAACUGCCAGAGCUGCUAUUCGUUCGUUGCCGUGUGCCCGAAGUUCAAAGGCUUGUCAGCCAAGCAAAUCAACAAGGCCAUCGAGGAUGACCCCGACAGCUACCAGCGGGAUCUUCAGGAAUACGAACAGAGCAGACGUGACGGCAAGCGGUAUCGUGGCGAGAAGGCCACGAGUGUGCUAGCAGAAACCCGGCAAGGCAUGCAGACCCGUCGUUUGCUGGGCUAUUUGUGGACGGAGUCUCUUCUCCAGAAACAUCAGCUCAGUCACCUAUGGAAGUCUCUUCCGAAGCAGAGCAUCAGCCACAUGGGGAAGAUGGUCCAAGGAGUGCUGCGAGAAUCUUUCGCUGCCGGCACAGUGGAGGUGUACGAGACGUCGGACACCCAAGCUGUGCGGAGUCAGCUUGCAGCCGACUGUGAGGCUGAUGAAGUAGAGCAAGCAGACAAGGUGUUUCAGGACUUGGGUGCAGGUCUGAGGCUGCAAGCUGUGGACCAAGAGCCCACGGAGGACGGUUCCGAGGCUGGCAUCAUUCUUAAGAACCCCAAGCGGGCCAAGGUUGAUGCUGAGGUCAAGGUUGAUGCUGACGACGAUGACUUCAUGCAGGUUUGGGGGGUGUCGUCAUUGACCUCUGGCAGUGCUUCAAGUUCGCGGACAAACAAGGCCGACAAGGAGGACAAUGAAAACAAGCCUGUCAAGAAACCAAGGACAUCAGCAGCAAAGAACCAAUCCUUGACUGUGGGCGACGGGUUCUUUCCAAGCACCGACACCUCUUCCAAUGCCGAGUACACCCCAGGUUCUGGAUUCGGCCAGUCUGCAUCGUGGUUGUUUGGGAUGAAGGUACCCGGGUCCCAGAAGAAGGGCACGGGGAAAUCCCAGCAGAAGGACCUGAAGGGGCUGGAUGCCAGCGAAAAAAUUCUUGGCCAGCACGAGAACUUCAAGAAGUACCUCGCCCAGGACUCCACCUUCAUGAGCCUCAGCUUCCAGAAGAUCACCGGCCACUCGGAGAAGCUCCAUUCCCGGAAUGCACCCGAGCUUCAGAAAAUUUACCGUGACCUCGCGAAUGGGCAGACGGAUGGGCGAGCUUGCCAGAUCAUGAAGAGGCUGGCCCAAGCCUUGACGGAGAUCGCCCCUAUGUGUCAGUUCGUUUCUGCCUUCAGAGACCAGGAGGCAACAGCGGAGACGAUGAUGGAAGGGCUGCAAGAAGCCCGAGAUGCGGGUUUGGAGAUCUCGGGCGAGGCUGAAAAGCUUUGCAUGGCUCGUUUGUUGUUGCAACAUGCCAAGAACGGCAAACACGAUGAGUUCUUUCGUGCCAUUGAGUCAUCGGAGCUGAAGGGGAUGUUCAAGGAGGACAAGGAUGGCAUGACCGAGUUCCUCUUUUGCAGCUUGAAAUCGGCUGUGAACAAUAUCUUGAAUUCGGAGUUGGAGGCCCCAGGCUUUGAGAACUUCGGCAAGGAAAUCAAAGAGGCUGGAAGUAUUUCGGUCGAGGAGAAGGCGAUGCAAAAUGUGGCUGUGGAUCGCACGAAGCUGCUGCUGAGCUUUAUCGACGGGUUCAAGCAGAGCAAGGUUUGUGAGGAUUGGGCCGAGCAUCAGCAGGAUUGUGUUCAGAUAGUUCAAUGGCUUGAUGACAUCAGCAAGUUGCAUAUCUUGGCUUGCUCUGCUAUUGCAGACGAGGGCGAAGCCACCACGGCGGAUAAGGUUGAAGAAUUGAAGGCUAGCAGGAGUCACUUGUUGGCCAAAAAGAAUAACUUCGCUGAAUCCAUGACUUUGUGGCCACUGGGUCAGUUCGUGCAACAGAAGGCGAACUCUCGUGUGGAGGUGUUCCUCAGAGAUCAGAGCCUCAAAGCAGAUUUGGGGCAGUGUGUUCAGCUGGCUACUCAGCUGAAAACCUUCUCUACUGAUGCUCUCUUCAAGGCGGACUCCCUGGAGAUAGCGAUUCCAGGGUUGAACAAGGUUGUGGAAAUGGUGCAGAAGUUCUCUAUGCUUCAGCAGUUGGGUUCAAAGCUGUUCCUGCAGGACAACGAGGAGCAGAUCAGGAUCGUCACCCUCAAGAUCACCGAGCUCCAGAAUGCGAUUCUCGGUGCCUCCGUGCAUAAGUUCCGCAAGAGUGUUGGGGAAAACCUUGCACAUUCCUUGGACACCCUUGCCACGGGCCAGAUGGACACCGACCUCACCGCCCGUCUGGUGGAGCAAAUCAAUGAAGCAAAGAGUUUCAAUCCUAUGCAGGCAAAUGUGCUCAGCAAGUGUUUGGGAGCUUGGGCAGCCCCCAUCCAGGAGGCACUCCAGGAGACACGUACAUUCUGGACCCGCUUCGCUGCUGUUGUCCCGGCAGUUGUUGGCCUAACAUGCCCAGCCUCAGCGGCCUGUGCUGUGCCGAGGCUGCUAUGUUCCGACCUGGUUGCCCUCAUGGAGAUCUACAACGACCCAUCGAAGAUGCAGCUUGUGCAGAAGAUCUGUGUGGACGUGGGCUCGCAGAUCAUGAAGAUUGGCGAUACCAUGAAGAUCCUCGCCAAAGAAGCUUCCAGCUUCUUGCAGUUCACGGCCUUUCUCUCGAGCUCAUGCAACGAGGAGGGCUUGGUGCAGGACGUUGUCGGGGAGUUUCAGGGAGAUGAUGACAAGGUGGUUGUAGAUUACAUUGGGAUGUACAAGUUGUACGGCAAGUACCUUCCGGAGGAUUUUGUGUGUGUCGAAUUCAUUGCUCCUUCGGGAGAAUCCACGGCCAUCUCUGCAGCAUCGAUAUGUGCGGCGGGGGCAUGCCUACCCUUAGCGAAGAUGAUCGUGCAUUUCGCCACAUGGGCGAAAGAGUUCCGAUCCAUGCCUGCUGGGGGGGUUGUGUUUGACUCCUGCCCGACAAAUCCUGCCGAGGUUGCCGGCUUCUAUGCCAAAAGCCGCAUGCACAUGCUGGGUGAGAAAGCUCAUGAGACUGCAAAGUUUAUGCACACUUUGCGGGUUGCAUACGAGGCUGCCGAAACAACACGUCACGACAUGGCACGUAAGUUUGUGGCAUCGUCUGCGAACAGGGCUCCCCAGCUGCUCGGCAAGGUGAUCGACGUGGUGCAAGAAGAUGUCAAGACCAUCAUUUCUGGUUUGGUCGAUUCCUAUGCCAAAGUGACGGUCCGUGCCGAGUUCCAAGCUUCGCUCGACGACAGCAGCUUGGAUGGGAAACUUGGUGCUUCCAUGUGCUUGGAUGAGUCCGUGCAGAAGAUUUACCGUUUCCUGAACUUUGGCAUCGAUAGCUUUACAGGGCUGAAGCAGGUCAUGAUUGGGAUCAGUGGUGCAGCUACUUUGUUGGGAAGUUGCUCCCUUGACAUGUCAGGGUUUGAAGUCACGACGGUGACGGCCAAGGCCGUAAUUCAGACCAUCCAGGAAUUCACCGGGACGCACGAGUCGGGAGAUCAGGUGUGUUUGCAAUCCAUUUGUUCCAUGCUGGCUAAUUGUACUAUGGUGCAAGCAAUGACAAGAGAUCUCAAAACUGGCGAAACCCGGACAAACCUUGUGAACAAGGCGAUGUCUGGGAUCAAAAAGCGCCAAUGGAAACUGCAUGCGAGCCUCACUCAGCGAUGUACAGAGAUUUUGAGUGGCAAGGCCAAGGCAGUCAAGUAA
This is a messenger RNA of Symbiodinium sp. CCMP2456, 3717 nucleotides long. NCBI's taxonomy places the organism in Eukaryota, Dinophyceae, Suessiales, Symbiodiniaceae. The record is from the annotation of a GenBank genome assembly.